UCGCCAAAGCGCGUCGCUGUCCGACUGGGCAAAGAGGCCGCUCGCCCCGGGUGUCCGAAGCUUUCAGGCGGGAAAGGUGUGGACAGGGAUUGUGCUCGCCCAAGACCCUGCCGGCUUUAUCACAGUUUGGGAAUCUGAGAAGUCUCCUAAGACUUUUUCUCCGCCAGACGCUCCCGGCUUGAGCGUCGCAUAGAUAUUUGGGAUAUGGUUUUAUUAUAACAGUGAGCCUGGUAUAAAUAAAUGGAAGGUGGCAACCUGUUGACAGCGAUUCCUGUCAAGUAUCAUCAGAUGGACUUGGGUUGCUCCUGGUGGAAGAAGAAAGGUGCCACUGUGGCAUGAAGACAGACUCGUUUAGUCGCCAGUCACUUAAGCUGAGUGCAUUGUGAUUUCCAAUAAUUGAGGCAGUGGUUCUAAAAGCUGUCUACAUUAAUGAAAAGAGCAAUGUGGCCAGCUUGACUAAGCCGCCAGCGUGCAGCGCGGCAGGACGCGCCCGGGUCUCGGCGGACUUGUGCAUGUUAGCUGUGUAGAUUUAUGUGAGGGCUUGUAAAACUCUGGUCUUUAAAGUAGUCUUAAGCGCUUUUAAUAUGGAGACAGAUGAGAGCCCCUCUCUGCUCCUGCAUGGGCCCACAGGAGAAGCGGUGAUGGAGAGCCGAGCUCGCCCCUUCCAAGCGCUGCCCCGUGAGCAGUCUCCACCACCUCCCCUGCAAACGUCCAGUGGUGCAGAGGUAAUGGACGUUGGCUCUGGUGGUGAUGGACAGUCCGAACCCCCUGCCGAGGACCCCUUCAACUUCUACGGAGCUUCUCUUCUCUCCAAAGGAUCCUUCUCUAAGGGCCGCCUCCUCAUAGACCCGAACUGUAGUGGCCACAGCCCGCGCACCGCCCGGCACGCACCUGCGGUCCGGAAGUUCUCCCCUGAUCUUAAGUUGCUUAAGGAUGUAAAGAUUAGUGUGAGCUUUACUGAGAGCUGCAGGAGUAAGGACAGGAAGGUGCUGUACACAGGAGUGGAGCGUGACAUGCGGGCAGAAUGUAGUCUGCUCCUUAGUCCUGUCAGUGGGGACGUGCAUGCUUGUCCCUUUGGCGGGAGUGUUGGUAAUGGGGUAGCCAUAGGGGGUGAGAGUGCUGAUAAGAAGGAUGAGGAGAAUGAGCUGGAUCAGGAAAAGAGAGUGGAGUAUGCAGUGCUCGAUGAGUUAGAAGAUUUUACUGACAAUUUGGAGCUAGAUGAAGAAGGAGCAGGCGGGUUCACGGCUAAAGCAAUCGUUCAAAGAGACAGAGUGGACGAAGAGGCCUUGAAUUUCUCCUAUGAGGAUGACUUUGACAAUGACGUGGAUGCUCUGCUGGAAGAAGGUCUCUGUGCUCCCAAAAAGAGGCGAACAGAGGAAAAAUAUGGAGGAGAUAGUGACCAUCCCUCUGAUGGAGAAACGAGCGUGCAGCCGAUGAUGACCAAGAUUAAAACUGUGCUCAAAAGUCGUGGCCGCCCCCCGACGGAGCCGCUGCCUGAUGGGUGGAUCAUGACAUUCCAUAACUCCGGAGUCCCCGUGUACCUACACAGAGAGUCUCGGGUGGUCACCUGGUCCAGGCCAUACUUCUUGGGAACGGGAAGCAUACGGAAGCACGACCCUCCUCUGAGUAGUAUCCCCUGUCUGCAUUAUAAGAAAAUGAAGGACAAUGAGGAGCGGGAGCAGAGCAGUGAGGUCACCCCCAGCGGGGAGGUGUCCCCUGCCAAGCCCUUGAGCCAAUCUGCAGAGCUGGAGUUUCCCCUAGACGAUCCUGACUCCAUGGGCGCUGACUCGGGGCCCCCAGAUGAGAAGGACCCAUUAGGGACCGAGGCGGCCCCCGGGGCCUUGGGGCAGGUGAAGGCCAAAGUCGAGGUGUGCAAAGAUGAAUCGGUUGAUCUUGAGGAGUUUCGGAACUACCUGGAGAAGCGUUUUGACUUUGAGCAAGUUACUGUGAAAAAAUUCAGGACUUGGGCUGAACGGCGUCAGUUCAACAGAGAAAUGAAGCGGAAACAGGCCGAGUCCGAGAGGCCCAUCCUGCCAGCCAAUCAGAAGCUCAUCACUUUAUCAGUGCAGGAUGCACCCACAAAGAAAGAAUUUGUCAUCAACCCCAAUGGGAAGUCCGAGGUCUGCAUCCUGCAUGAGUACAUGCAGCGUGUCCUCAAGGUCCGCCCUGUGUAUAAUUUCUUUGAAUGCGAGAACCCAAGCGAGCCUUUUGGUGCCUCAGUGACCAUUGAUGGUGUGACUUAUGGAUCUGGAACUGCAAGCAGCAAAAAACUUGCGAAGAAUAAAGCUGCCCGAGCUACCCUGGAAAUCCUCAUCCCCGACUUUGUUAAACAGACCUCUGAGGAGAAGCCCAAAGACAGUGAAGAGCUCGAGUACUUCAACCACAUCAGCAUUGAGGACUCGCGGGUCUAUGAGCUAACCAGCAAGGCCGGGCUGCUGUCCCCAUAUCAGAUCCUCCACGAGUGCCUUAAAAGAAACCAUGGAAUGGGUGACACAUCCAUCAAGUUUGAAGUGGUUCCUGGUAAAAACCAGAAGAGUGAAUAUGUCAUGGCGUGUGGCAAGCACACAGUGCGCGGGUGGUGUAAGGACCCUCCUCUACUGCUUCCCAGCCUCCGGGGGGUGGCACUGGGUAAGAAUAAGAGAGUUGGAAAACAGUUAGCUUCUCAGAAAAUCCUUCAACUGUUGCAUCCACACGUCAAGAACUGGGGCUCUCUACUGCGCAUGUAUGGCCGUGAGAGCAGCAAGAUGGUCAAGCAGGAGACCUCAGACAAAAGCGUUAUCGAGUUGCAGCAGUAUGCGAAGAAGAACAAGCCCAACCUGCACAUCCUGAGCAAGCUCCAGGAGGAGAUGAAGAGGCUGGCCGAGGAGAGGGAGGAGACACGGAAGAAGCCCAAGAUGUCGAUUGUGGCGUCUGCACAGCCUGGCGGCGAGCCCCUGUGCACUGUGGAUGUGUGAGGCCACAGCACGGCCGGGGUGUGGGGGCCGCCCACGGCACUGCCCAGGAGACCAGCAAUCACCCAUCAGUUAUGGGAGUCAGGCCUCCAACUUGAGUUCCUCCCUUGUGGCCAGAGGGUCUGAGGGCAUAGGCCAGAGGUUGAGGCUCUGGUGCAGGGGACAGUCACAGCCACAUAGCAUACGUGAGGCAGUGGUUCUCCCUUGGAAGCUGUUCUCGGGCCUGGACUCUGAGUGCCUGCACAGGAGGGAGCUGUAGUUCCUAGGCAGCUGCAGACCCCUGUGCACCUGAUGCAGGCUGCUUUCAAGAAGGCUCUCACAGGUUCUGGUGUGUGACCUACACUGACAGCAAGUUGAGAAAGGACGCCGAAUGCUGUGACUGUGGCUGGCCCGUGGUGCCUAGUGGCCCCUGUGCCCAGGGCUCCUGCAGAGCCAAUUGCAGGGUCCUGGCCAGCAGGUGCACCAGCACCCAUCUCCCACCUGCUUUUCCGUGUUUUCCCUUUUUCUCUGAAGAAGUUACAACAGAGGAGUAUUUCAGACCUUUUUGGUUUAAAAUAAACAGAAUUUUAGCAUCAGCACUGCUUUUCAAGAUGGCAGGGAAACUAUCAAGGUUGUUCUCCAGCCUGGAUGCAAUGCCAGCGAGGACAUCCCGUAGCCUCCCUGGCAUGCUGGCCUCCUGCUGAGCGUGGUCCACUUUUGUGAUCAAGUCUUAAUACCCUGAAAGUGCACCUCCCUGGACACUGAGGCCCUACCUUUGCUGGCCUCUGGUAACAGUUUUUUAUGAAGAUUUUUGCACAGUCAAGUCCAUUUGUCCACUCAUUGAUUUUUAAAGCUUUUAUGGUAUUUUAGCAUUUGGAAAAGAAACUUUUACAGUGAGGGUAGAAGAUAGAAUUGGAGUCAUGCAUUUUACCAAGUGGACUUGUUUAAAUAGGAAGCAAGGCCUUCAGUGCAGUCUACUUGAUACGGAGCUGGCUGAGUGCACAGUGGGCAGCUGCCUCCUAGUGACAGGGGCUUCCCUGGAUCUCAGGGGAGGCUGCCCUUACUCCUCAACCAGCAGUGACGCUCGCUGGGCCCCUGUGGAUGGGUGUGGGGUGUAUGUUCCAGGGCACAAGUGUGUACUUGGGGCCCUGGUGGUGUGGCCAUCAGCUGUUGCUGGC
This is a messenger RNA of Nycticebus coucang (slow loris), 4108 nucleotides long. It is a transcript of the gene DGCR8, whose product is annotated as DGCR8 microprocessor complex subunit. Gene Ontology annotation, biological process: primary miRNA processing. NCBI's taxonomy places the organism in Eukaryota, Metazoa, Chordata, Mammalia, Primates, Lorisidae. Gene Ontology annotation, molecular function: identical protein binding; heme binding; double-stranded RNA binding. The transcript is spliced from 14 exons. Gene Ontology annotation, cellular component: microprocessor complex. The record is from RefSeq and is a predicted model, not a curated record. The coding region runs from base 585 to 2954 and encodes 789 amino acids.